Molecule: messenger RNA, 6987 nt
Organism: Neodiprion virginianus
Lineage: Eukaryota; Metazoa; Arthropoda; Insecta; Hymenoptera; Diprionidae
Gene: BicC
Product: protein bicaudal C homolog 1-B
Exons: 15
Coding region: 504-3116 (870 amino acids)
Cellular component (GO): cytoplasm
Molecular function (GO): RNA binding; protein binding
Source: RefSeq, a predicted model, not a curated record
AAGACGCGCGAAGAGUCGGAGAACGACAGUCGGGUUGAAAGCGUCGCGAGUAUCGGUGUCACGGCUCUCCCACAGCGUUCAAUAUUCGUUCGAAUUUAGCGAAUAACGCGCGGGACGGCGCAGAAAAAAAACUGCGUAAGAGAAAAAAAGGAGGGAGGUCGGAGAUCGGGUGAUGCUGAGGUGACACCUCGGGACCCGCAGGGCUGCAUCGCCGUUCGCCGCGGGGAACUGAUUGCCUAACUGCCUGCCUGCCUUCUUUCUUUCUUGCUCUCUUACUUGCUCUUUCUUUAUUUUUAAUUACAUUCGAUUCGUUUAUUCGCCUCUUCUCCCGCGAUUCGGUUGACGGUUGUGCCGACGACUCACGUGCAAAGUCGAGUGUCAGUGCCGCGGAUUCGGACGACUGCAUGCCUCGCGCAUCGUCCCUGCCACUGCAAGAAGAGAGACGACCCUAUCUCAUUGUCAACUAAAAAAAGGUCAACGAAGGGAUUUCAUCGAGUGGAAAGAUGAGGCCGGAGGAAUUGACGAGAGGUUCACGGGCAGCGGAGACAAUGUCGGAAACAUCGGAAGGCACGGGGACGACCAGCGUUUCCGGCAAGUCGGGAUUCGACAGCCGCGAGGAAUUGAGGGACCUUGUCGCGGUCCUGGGUAUCCUUGAUCCCGAUGAUCUUCAUCAGGACAGGUUUCGGGUUGAUCGUCGGAAGCUGGAACACAUGCUUCUGGGUGACAAUGAAGCACCGGAACCAGCUGACACUUUUUUUCACAAGGUUAUGGAAGAAACGAAUACGUUCAUCACAUGGCCUUCGCGACUGAAGAUCGGUGCCAAGUCAAAGAAAGAUCCACACAUAAAGGUUGCCGGUCGACAGGAUGACGUAAAAGCAGCCAAAGAGAAGAUUAUGCAAGUACUGGACACCCGGCAAAGCAACCGUGUGACCAUGAAGUUAGACGUAAGCUACACCGAUCACUCCCAUAUCAUCGGUAAAGGUGGACUGACCAUAAAACGAGUUAUGGAGGAAACUGGCUGCCACAUUCACUUCCCCGAUAGCAAUCGCAGCAACGCUCAGGAGAAGAGUAACCAGGUUUCUAUCGCCGGGGAAAUGGGUGGAGUGGAAAGGGCACGUGCCAGAGUUCGCAAUCUUACGCCGUUGAUAUUUUCUUUCGAACUUCCGAUAAUGGGAGCCAUGCAAGCACUGCCUGAUGCCACAUCGCCCUACGUUAUAAAAAUUCAGGAACAGUACAACGUUCAAGUGAUGUUUAGAACGCGGCCUAAACUCCACGCUACUCUCGUUGUGGUAAAGGGAUGCGAGUGGGAAGUGUCCCAAGUCAAGGAGGCGACGCUUUUGCUUAUCCGUCACAUGUGCGAAAAUUUGGCCAAUCAAAUCCAAGUUCAGAUGUCGGUUGAGAUAUCUCCCCAGCAUCACACCAUCGUACUGGGUAAACAAAGCUGUAAUUUAAAGAUGAUCAUGCAACGGACAGGCACGCAGAUUAUGUUUCCCGAUGCUGGAGAUCCUAAUAUUCCUAGUUUGAAAAAGAGCAACGUAACAAUUACUGGUGGAAUUCACAACGUUUAUCUUGCCCGUCAGCAGCUGGUGGGUUCCCUACCUCUAGUCUUGAUGUUUGAUUUACCUGAAGAUUCGAUGAGCUCCGUUGAUUCCGACAAUAUCUCUCAGUUGAUGCAAUCACUCGACGUAUUCAUCAAUGUUCGUCACAAACCAAAGCAGAGUACGCUCUCUGUCAUCAUAAAAGGAAUUGAGAGAAACGCGAGCAACAUAUACGAAGCUAGAAAACAAUUACUUGGGCUAAACGAGCCCAGGAUUCACGCGGAAAUACCUGCUACUUAUCACAUCCCAAAUGCUAGCAACUUAUAUCAAGGGAACGCAGCUCUCGGCGGUGCUGGUUCGAGCAGCAUCAAUGCUUUAACGGACUUCUCCAACCUGUUGACAAUCAACACAGGAAACGGUUCCCACCCAAUGUCACCCUUACCACAUUCUCCAAAUCCUGUGGGUCUUUCCCCGCAUUGGGGACUUCCACAGCUCGCCCCAAUGUUCUCAACAUUACCAUCCCAUCAUCAUCAUCAUCACACGUCGUUUCCGUAUCCCAACUUCAAUCACCUCUUGGCCCAACACCACUUGAUGCACUCGGGAGCCAACAAUCUUGGACCCCAUCACCAUAAUAUGACCAGUGCCGCUAAUUCGAUGAACCAUGGAAUUCACAACCUUGGAAACAGCAUGGGAAAUGGGCUGGGGACAUCGAUGAAUAGUAGUGGUUACCACACUCUGAACAAUUCAUCUCUUGUCGAUCACAAAGAUGGCAGUGCCUGUUCGUCGCUUAGCAGUUUGGCCAGUUCACUGUCCAGUCCAGCAAUUAGCCCGCGUAACGCUUCGCCAGUUAAUCCCCCAGAGACUAGUACGAAUAUAGACUUAUCUAGUAUGCUCUCCGAUCUUCCGGAUCGUCGAGCACCCGGUUGCGAGAAGAAGACUCUAGAAAUGGUGGCACACAGCAACCUGACACCGUUUGACUAUGAACAGAAAAAGUUAAUGGCCGUUCAGGCAAUUCAAACAAAGCCUUCUCCAACGGAUUACAGAGUACCUACUUCCGCGUGGGCUGGUUAUGGGCUAAGCCAAACAGUUUCGACAAUGCAGAGUGACAAAGAAGAGAAGACUGACUCUACAUUUAGUCCGGCCGAUCUUUGGAAAGAACCUACAACUCCAAUUUACAACACCCUGAUGGAUUUUGGUCUCCCUGGAAGCACCGGAAAAGAUCGUAUUGGAAUGUCAUCCAAUUACAUGGAUCACACACCUACGUCACAAAUAAACAAAAUAGUUUCGCAGCGCUACACAGACCUAGGUGUGAUGCUGGCCAGCGUUGGGUUGGAAAAAUACAUACGCUUGUUCACGUCUCACGAGGUGGAUAUGGCGACAUUUCCAUCUCUGACCGAAAAGGAUCUAUGCGAAAUUGGAAUAACUGCUUGGGGUGCCCGGCGCAAAAUAAUGCUUCUAAUAUCUGAAAUGAACAAGCGCUCUAGCCCAUUUUCCGGCAGCGCCGCGCCAGGUGCGGAACGCAAGACAUCAGCCGCUGGCUCAGCGUCGACAAGCAAGUGUGGCAUGGACAAUUGGUAAUAAAAACUUUAAGUCGUGCUACCGAGACUCACCGGGGCCGUGAAGAACCCACGACCCGAAAAGAACUGCUGUCAACGGAGUCCAUUUAACCCGAAUAUAUAAACAUAUACCUGCGAGAAAUUUAACGGAUUAGGAAUAAUUUAACGGCAACACGGAGUUGGCAUUUUUCAUUUGCCAACCGGUCAUGAGAAUAUAAGAAGACGGUAAUCGAACAAAUACAAAGUAAAGGUACGAUGCAAGACAAAUACGAUGCAAGACAAAUAACAACAACAACAUAAGGCAAAAGACAAAAGUAAAUAAAAAUAUUUAAAACGUUCAGAAAAAUUAUAAAAAAAGUCUAUAAAAAAUGAUAAUAAUUCGUUAAGAGUAUAAGCCGUUUAACUUAAAGUAAGCAAAUGUUCGGGACAAUAUAAUAGGGAAGUGCCGUUUGACAUUUAAAAAAAAAAAAAAAUAAAAGAAAAAAAAUAAAAAAAAAAAAAAAAUCAUGCAUGUUAGUUUUGUACUUGGAAGAGAAUAGGGUAAUGAUUAUUUUUGUAACCGAGAAUCGUUGAUAAUCCUUUUUUUUUGCAAUUUUUUUUUCACACACAUUCGUCACUCGUACUCUACCAAGUGCGUUACAUAGGUUAAGGAAAUAAUCGUUACUAUUUUCAUUUUUUUUUUUUUUUUUUUUUUGUAAUUUUUUUUUUCUUCCUUCCAAAAUGAUGCUCAACUGUUCCACGAUAAGGUAUGGUAGUUAGAAUUGAAAAUAACUCGCGAGUGCAUGAUUUGCUAGACGUUCUUUACUUUUCAUUUUCUUUUUUUUUUUUCCUCUUUAGUUAAUCAAUCGUUAUCGAUUAUAGGUUUAUAAAUUAUAGCAAUGUCUUUAUGUCGUGUGUUUGGCUGUGUGUUUAUGUGUAUCAGCUGUCGGAGAAACAGACUGCGUUCAAACAAGUACUACGUUUCUUAAUUAUGCAAAAUUACAGUAGUUUAGGGAGGCUUUAGACUUGAAGAUGGGCGCGGGGGUCCCGUUGGCAACUACAUUUAGCGCCGUUCGAAACUUAGCGGAAAAUGUUUAAUUCAGACUAAGCUCGAGAAUCACUAUACACCACGUAGGAACGUUUCAGCGAUUGAAAAUCAUGAAUAAUAUCGUGCGAAGGAAAUCGGUCACCAUGUGGCGGUUUAUUUUUUUUUUUCUAAAAAAUUGGCUAUUACUCGAAACUCACUGCAACGACAACCCAGAAUGACAAUAAUCGUGUAUAAGCUUUAGCCAGUUUUUCGUUCUUUCGGAAAUACUUUUAGUUUUGGUAUACGAGAAAUAUGUUUACUCUUUUGUGGAUGUUGUGGUGAAACAUAUUUAUUUGACUGUAUACAGAAGCGCUGACGUUUUUUGCCAGUAUAAAAUAUUUGUUACUAUUGUGUAAUAAUGAUUUUCCCUCUAUUCCAUCAUUUUUGCAAUGUCCCCAUUGCAAAUAUAUUUGAAAAAAGUACAAUUUUUUUUGUAGACACAGAAACUGUUUCUUAGAAAUUAUUUCUAUUUGUUAUGAUAUGAUGCAUUUAGUGCCCUUUUUACGUAUACUUGGAAUAUCAUGAUAUGAUAAAAAAUGAAAGGGAAGCUAAGACUGAACACUUGCACUGACUGGAGUAUAAAUUCAAAUAUCACUGUGAAAUUAAUCAUUCGUCUUCGUAUGUAAUAAUAUGAAUUUUUUUUUUUAGCGAAUUUUAUUUUCCAUCCAUAUUUUUUUUCCUCGGUUUUGUUUUUUGCGAUAGACUUUGAUUGACUAUUUAUGGAUACAAAUAAUGCGUGCAAGCAGUAGCGGUAAUAGUCAACAGCCGAAUUGAGAACGAAAUAAAUUCGUCUUAGGUUCACAAGUUGAAUAUAACUUUGUUUUCUUCAAGAUUUACGCUGGCGUGGGUCAAAAUUCAUAAAAUUAUAUUUUGUACAUUUAUAUAAGGUACAUAUCGCAUGUUUGUUGGCCCUUACUGGAAAGUGUACUUCGUGCAUGAUUUUUCCCCGCAUGAUCUUCAACGAGGUUGUAUUUUAUCUGUUGUUUUCUCGAGUUUUAUAAAGUAACAAAGUAUUUAUUAAUUGAAGAAGGUCGCUAAAUGUACGCCGCUCAACGGACGCAAAUUAUAUUUAAGAAAUAUUAGAUAAAGGAGAUAAGUAUGAAGUGAAAUGAGUAGUAAACGUAUAUAUGUUGCUCGAAGGUGCGGACUAUGUUUUAUUAAUAUGGUGGCAGCACAUUUUUAACGAAAAUCCACUAUAUAGAUGAUGAACAAUAACGGUUAAUACAAAUACAUUAUAUUGCAUCGCGCUUAAUAUUGCAGCUGCGGUGACAGCCUAAUUUGGAAAGAAAUUAUAAUUUUACGAACCUCGGAUGUGUGAAAAAAUGAAAAAGCUAGUAGUCGUUAAAAAUCAUUUUACGAAAGUAAGAUAUUCCAUUUGUAACUUAUAAAUUAUUCUAAUUUUUAAAGUUUUUUUUUUUUUCUUUUUUUUUCGUCAACCAAAGAAUGCGUUAGGUAAUGAGCUCAGCUCACGUACGCGCCACUUGCAGUGACUUGCAGUGACUUGCAGUGUGUAUAGGGUAUUACGGGCCAAGAAGUCAGCUUUUUUUUUUUUUUUUUUUUUACCGAUCUGUUUCCAUUCGCGCAUUACUGCCGUAGCAUAUCAUUCGUAUACUUUGAUUACACUUCAACACAAUCUCGAAAUAGGGCGAAUUUGUGAAGAACCGACAUAAUGGGGGAAAAAAGAAAAAACUGGCAUCUUGGUUCUGACGAUGCAGAACCACCAUCUGGCCUUAAGGGGGUGCCCCUGGUCGAUUUCGGCCUUGAACUAUAUAUCUCAAAAUAUCUAAGUCCACGUAUCUUAAACGCCGAAAAGGGUAUACAGAAUUCUGAACGAAAACAAUGCAAUCCAUUUUCAUUUGAGGCAGUAAUAAAAAUGUAUCGGAGUGUUUUUGUUCAUAAUUACGUGCAGGGAGAAGGCUGUCAAUCCCUUUUUCACCUUUCACAUACGUGGACUUGGAUAUUUAUAGAUAUACACGUCAAGGUCGAAAUCGACUUGGGCAUCGCUUUAAAAAAAUCGGGAAGGCAUUUUUGCACGAGCUUCUGAAUGCCUAGCGAUCGAUUUUACCGCUGAGAGUUGUUGACUAAACUUGAGAAGUUUUAAGCGUAAAUUAUUACUAUUAUUCAGAAAUAUAUAAUAAGUAAUUAAAAAUGUGCCUGUGUGAUCGUCUAUAUUAUUAUUAUUAUUAUUAUUAUUAUUGUUAUGUUGUUGUUAUUAUUAUUAUUAUUAUUAUUAUUAUUAUUAAUAUAAAUAUUAUUGUUAUUAUUACUACUACUACUUUACUAUUGUCAUGGAUUUUUUUUUCAUUUUGUUGAUAGUUUGAUGUAGUGAAAAUAACAUAGAAUUAUAUACUUACAAUUCACUUCUACAUUUAAUUAAUGCGAAUCGGUGAUGUAAUUUGUGCCGGUUUCUGAUGCGAUUCCUACGCGUUGCUAUGCGUCUACCUAUACAUGCCAUUAUAUCAAUAAUAAUAACGAUAAAUAUUUUGUAUUGAUGAAACGAAUUCCAUUGCAAGUAUCCAAUUCGAUAGAUUUUCUUGUUGUUUGUAAUGAAAGUGAUAAGCGUUGAAACUUUUUACGAUAAUCUUCAACAUAGGGAGAGAUAAACGAAAAAAUUUAUGUCGCAAAUUUUACGGUAGACGCUCGCUGUUAGCUGCGGGGGGAUGAAGCUACGGCGUAUUGCAUCGCAUAUCCGUGAUCAGAUACCAAAGCAGUUUGGAUAUGACUGAUUCAACGACUGAAAUGUUCCUACAUAAUUGUUUAAUGUUUAGUUAGAUUAAUGAUUGCUGAAGAAUAAAGUAUACACCUAAUGACGUGUAAUAUAUUUAAA